AUGUAUGACAGUGGGGGCAGCCUGGAUGGAGAGGAAGGGGCGGAUUCCGGAGAAGCUGUGGAGAAGGGACCCAUAGGAUGCGGUGCCCCGCUGAAUGAGAAAGAGGAGUACAGGAUAAUGUCACGGGACAGCGGCGCGGGCCCCGGGGCCGAAGCACAGUUCCAUGAGAGCUGCCGGCCGGGGACCCGGCCCCAAGCCUCCGCCGUCCCGUCCGUCCGGACCGUCCGGGGAUUCCGGUCCGUCCGGUCCCUCCGGAGCGUCCGGAGCGUCGGCCCCGGCCCGGGCAUCGCCGGGAUCAGCGCCGCCGUCCGGGGCAUCACCGUCACCAUCACCAUCACCGCCGUCCCUCCCGUCCGAGGCAUCUCCAUCACCAUCACCAUCACCACCUCCCCUCCCGUCCGAGGCAUCACUGUUACCAUCACCGCCGUCCCUCCCGUCCGGGGAAUCACCAUCACCAUCAUCCCCAUCACCGCCUCCCCUCCCGUCUGGGGCAUCACCAUCAUCCCCAUCACCAUCACCGCCGCCCCUCCCGUCCGGGGUAUCACUGCCACCGCCGUCGCCACCGUCGCCGGGCCGGUCCCGUCCGGGCCAUCACCGCCGUCGCCGGUGCCGUCCGAAGCUCCCGCCGGGCCGAUGCUGGGCCCGGGGCCGGGGCCGGGGCCGGGGUCAGGCCCGGGGCACCGGGAGCCGGUCCCCAAGCGGCCAUCGACCCAGCGCCGAACCGCCUUCUCCGUCCUGGACAUCCUGGACCCGCACAAGUUCACGCCCUUGAGAGGCGCCUGUCCCGGCCCGGGAGGAAGUUUAGGGGUCGCCGGGGCUGGGCCCGGAUCAGGGCCGGGGUCCGCCCAGGACCCGCAGACUCAGCCCGAAGCACAGGAAGAGAAAGGAGAGGACAAGGAGGAGGAGAGAGAGGAGGAAGAGAGGGCAGGCCUGCACCAUUCGCCCGGUCUCCAGGGGCCCGCAGCAGUCCGCCUGUCCAGCGACGGCUCCCCGCACCGCCAGCCGAGCUGCACCAGGCCUCGCCGGGCCCGCACCGCCUUCACGUAUGAACAGUUGGUGGUCUUGGAGAGCAAGUUCAGUGCUUCACGGUACCUGUCGGUGUGCGAGCGGCUCAGCCUGGCACUGGCCCUCAGCCUGACCGAGACACAGGUCAAAAUCUGGUUUCAGAAUCGCAGGACCAAGUGGAAGAAGCAGAACCCUGGGGCGGACGGGCCCGGCGCGGGGCCCGGUGCUUCCCCUGGGGCGGCCGGUCCCAGCUCGCUCCCCGCGGGGCCUUGCGGCGGCCCC
Molecule: messenger RNA, 1287 nt
Organism: Ornithorhynchus anatinus (platypus)
Lineage: Eukaryota; Metazoa; Chordata; Mammalia; Monotremata; Ornithorhynchidae
Gene: NKX1-2
Product: NK1 homeobox 2
Exons: 4
Biological process (GO): regulation of transcription by RNA polymerase II; cell differentiation
Cellular component (GO): nucleus
Molecular function (GO): RNA polymerase II cis-regulatory region sequence-specific DNA binding; DNA-binding transcription factor activity, RNA polymerase II-specific
Source: RefSeq, a predicted model, not a curated record